AGUCAUCAGAUUAUGGAAUCUGGCUACCUACUUAUGCUAUUGAUGGAUUGUUGACCACCAUGGCCCACACCAAAUCAGAGACUGACCCGUGGUGGAGAGUGGACCUACUGAAAGUAUACAGAGUGAACAGAGUCACCAUCACCAAUAGAAAUAUCUAUGCUGAUAGGAUUAACGGGGCGGUGAUUCGUAUCGGAAACUUUCUUGACGUUUACAGCAACACCAUAUGUGGUGUGAUUUCUACUCUUGCGGCCAGUGCCACUGCCACUUUCUCAUGCGGUGGGAUGGUGGGACGUUAUAUGAUUGUUCAUCUUCCUGGAGAUGACAAAAUGCUUACUCUUGUUGAAGUUGGAGUCUACGGGUAUUUGGCAGGAAAUCGUGCAGUAGAAGGAGCCGUAACACAGUCUUCGACAUUUGCGGGCUGGUUUGCUGAAAAGGCCACUGAUAGUAAUCGUGGCUUCAAGCAGUUGAAUACAGCAUGCACCUCAACCCUUAAUGAGUCUAACCCAUGGUGGAGGCUGGAUCUGCGUGAUGUUUACCGAGUUAGUGAAGUGGUCAUCACUAACAGAAAUGACAGCUAUGCAGGACAAAUAAACGGAGCGGAAAUUCGCAUCGGAAUCUCUUUGGAGAACAAUGGCAGCAACAAUCCCAUAUGUGCUGUUAUUUCUACUAUUCCAGCAGGUGAGUCCUACAACUUCUCAUGUAAUGGGAUGGAGGGACGUUACAUGAUUGUUCAUAUUCCUGGAGAUUGGGAGAUUCUUAGUCUUUGCGAGGUUGAAGUCUACGGGUAUUUGGCAGAAAAUCUGGCAGUAGCUGGUGCUUCUACACAGUCAUCAACAUCUGAGAACUGGUUUGCUGAAAAAGCCAUUGAUCGAGGUCUCCAGCAGUUGUAUACGGGAUGCUCCUCAACUCUCAGUCAGACUAACCCAUGGUGGAGGCUGGAUCUACAUCAUAUUUACCGAGUUAACAGAGUGGUCAUCACUAACAGAAACGACUGCUGUGCAGAACGAAUAAACGGAAUGGAGAUUCGCAUUGGAAACACUUUGGAGAACAACAGCAACAACAAUCCCAUAUGUGCUGUUAUUCCUGCUAUUCCAGCAGGUGAGUCCUACAGCUACUCGUGCGGUGGGAUGGAGGGACGUUACGUGAAUCUAAUCAUUCCUGGAGACAUGAAGAUACUCACUCUGUGUGAGGUGAAAGUCUAUGGAGAAGGUCCCUGUAUUAAAAAAUCAUUUGUAAAAAUGCAGUUUAAGUCCAGCAAUGAUUUGACUGUCUCUACAAUGAGAGAAAACGUACUGAAACAGUUGAGAUCUGCUCUAGCUGCUAGAGGAUUGACAGAUGUGACUCUGCGUUGGUCUCAAACCCCUAAACGGGUGAUCAAGAAAGUGAAUGUAGCUAAUCCAGAAUGUCAUUGAAGUAGGGAAAAUUAAUACUCUGGAAAUCAACACUGCCUUUAAUUCACUACAUUCAUAUUCAUUAAAGAUGAUUUUCAUUCUAAUUACACUGGCUGAAUUUUCUUCAUGUGUUUACUAUGUGAAUACUUUUAAAGCAGAACUAUUGUAAAACUAUCUUGUGUAAUUGUGUAUUGUCAACAAAUAAAGAUAUCAAUACAUAUAAUUAAAA
Messenger RNA from Sinocyclocheilus grahami, 1620 nucleotides. RefSeq lists its product as uncharacterized. The transcript has 9 exons. Lineage: Eukaryota; Metazoa; Chordata; Actinopteri; Cypriniformes; Cyprinidae. The record is from RefSeq and is a predicted model, not a curated record. The coding region runs from base 60 to 1412 and encodes 450 amino acids.